GUUGCCAUAGGGACCGGUAAGCAUGGCUGGAACUGUGCGGGUGUGUAGUUGGGAAGACGUCUCCUUCAGCGAUGCCGAGACACUCCUGGAGCUGUCAGGGGACUCAGAGAGACUGCAGACUCAUCUGGUAGCGUUGCUGUCCAAGAAGGGAACGAUGAAAGGCGAGAAAACAGGUGGCGAUCGAGCUCGACAUGUUCACCUACGCAGUCCUCUUUUGCAAGAAGAACCAGUUUUCGCAGGAGCAACUGUCUGCCUUCUUCACCAUACUAAAGUCCGUCCACCGCAUGUGUGUAUCGACGCCGUAUGACAAUUUCCAGGAGACGUUCGUGUUUUUCAGAGAACUUCUGCUGAGACACUGCGUUCAACGGCCGCCGUUUAGCAAGUGUCUGUACUCUCUGUCGCAGGUGAAGGCGAUCACAGACUACGUACUAUCCACUUACUUCAAACACUUCAAGAUGUACAAGUUUGCCUUCACCGAGAGGGUGCUGCUGAGCCUAUCGUUUCAGUACAGUGGAGAGCCUGAGGAGGAAGGGGCAGAGGAAGAAGUUGCAGCAGAAGGAAGUGCUCCAACAGAGGCAGAGGAGGAUGAGAGAGAAGAGAGAGAGGACACGGAUGGGAAGGAAGAGGAAGAAGAGAGAGAUAAGGAGGCCGCAGACCCACAGCAAGAGAGACUGAGAAAUAUCAUCACCUCCACCCUCACUACACAUCUCAAACAACUAAAGGUAUCAGUGGAGCAGAAGAUGAGUGAACAUGAGAGAAGGAUGACAGACAAGAUCUCCCAGCUCGAGGCCUUGUCUGACCACAAGUCUAAGAAAAAGUGACAAUCUGACAGCAAAUGACACAAUUGUAAUAGCUACAUACAUACACAGUAAGAAAAAGAGUGAGUGACUAAUGGCAGAAACAGCAGUUUAUUCACGAGCUAGUUCAGGGUUUUGUUGGAUGACUCCGUACUCGAUUGCCUUGUCAGCGCUCGCUGCGCGGCCUCCUUCAGUCUGGCAGGGAAAUCCCCCUGAGAAUACGCGGUGCACACGUCCAUCAGUUCUCCCUCCAUCACCUUCUCCGCUGCCUCCCUGCUGGACUCCACCAGAUUGGCCACCAGGUACAGUCCUCUGAACUGGAGCUCCUCCGACCCACUGGUCACCAGCUCCUUCAGGAUCUCUAUUGCCGACUUGACAGCCAGGAUCUGUUCGCAGACCUUGGGGUCUCGAGACAAGACGGAGAGACCGCCAGCCGCAGCGAUGGCCAGUUUCUCAUCUUCUUCCCCGGAGAAUAGAGUCCAGAGUUUCACUCGCUCAAUGUCGUCGCUGCGAUGGAACCUCGCAGCCACCUCGGGGAGGCAGAUCAUGUUGCAGAGAGCUUCGGUCGCGGCACGUCGGAUGAGCUCGUGCUCUUCGAACAUUAGAGACUCCAUGUGCCCCACGCCACCCUCCUUGAGGAUCCGUCUCCUCACGUCGUCGUUCAUGGAGGCAAGGUUGGUCAGAGCCAUCAGGCCCUCGAACUGCAUCAGCCCCUGCUCGGCAGUGAGGAGAGAGACAAGCGGUCGCACCACCUCCAGAGACCGCUGCCCUGGGAACGCCAGUCUAGGGUCGCUGGUUAUUCCUAGUUUCGCCAGAGCCUGUGCAGCGAUAAACUUCCCUUUCGCCGUGUUGUCAGUGGCCAGACCAAGCAGGGCCUUGGCUCCCCCCUGCUGGAUGACAGCCCCUCGAUUAUCGACCUCGUUUGUCAGAGCGAGAAACACCCGUGACACCUGCUCGUGGACGGUGGUGCUCUUGUUGCCAGCCAACUCGAGGAGUAUCACAACCACUUUCACCUCCAGCAGAAUCUUUACCCUCUUCUUCACAAACUCCUCCCCAUCCCACUCGUGCUCCUUGGGUAUAUUCUCCCCCGCGUAGCGACCGAGUUCCUCCAGUUCUUCAUCUCUCUCGGGUUUCUCGUAGCUGUUGGUGAGGUUGACCAGGAUGGUCGACACUCCAAAUUGCAGUGAGCUGUCGGGGGUCUUUGCCAGCUCCAGGAGAGCAGUGAGAGCUGGAGUAUCUCCAAUUAGAGCCUCCUUAACAGUUGCGUCGAGAGUCAGGAACGCCAUUCCUUCUGCUGCCCACUUGCGCAGUAUGUCGCCUCUCUCCGUGUCAACCAGAAACCGCCGACAAGCGUUCUCCAGCUUCACGGUGGACCCUUCUGCAAAGGUCCUGGCAUUCACGUCGCUUCCUCCGACAGACCCCAGCUUGCAGAGCCCGACCAAUGCUCGCACCUUGACCCUAUCAUCCUCGGCCUUGUACAGCUCCUUGAGAACGGGGAGUCCCUCCCUGAUUAUCCCCGUGACAACGAGCCUUGUCCGACGCAGCGAGAGCCAACACCUCGGCCACCACCAUCUGACACCCCACAUCCUCCGAAGCUGCAACCCUCAACGCUUUCUUCAGCACGGACUCCUCCCCAAACACAGCGUUGCCGGCCUCCGGUACACCCUGGAUGAGGGCAGCGAGGGCCGUCAGCCCACAGAUCUGGCUCCCUGGGCUCCUCCUCUGACAGGAGACCCAGCACAAACCCCGUCGCAUUGCUGCAGAACUUUUCCUGCAGCUCCUUCUUCUUCUGUUUGUCGUUCCCGAGAGCAGCGUGGAGGGUGGAUAGUGCGAUGGAGACGUUCAUGUGACAGUCGGAGCUCAUCCUGACGACGACUCCUUCCUUCACUCCGCUUGUCUCGGUGGCCAACACGAGAAGUCGGGCCACUAAUCCCUCCCUCAGGAAUAUCUCUCCGAGAUUUGCCUGCGGUAGCGUUCGCAGGAGGAGCUCCACGAUGAAGUCCCUGGCGUCUGCGGAUAUUUCUCGACUGACGAGGGAGAGGAGGAGCAUCUGGAUGACGGGAACAACAACUGCAGUGUCGGCUGUGACUAGAGCUGAUUCGGGGUGAGGGGGACUGCGAGUGUCCUCCCCUGUCGUGGCGAGCAUUGCGUGUUUGAGGAUCGAAACAGCCGAAGAAGUCACAGAGCUGUUUGCAGAAGCCAUGAGAGUGGACAGUCUCUCUAGUGACACGGUCUGGAGCACUGCGUGAGCCCUUGCCCUGUGCCCCAAACACAGCCCUGCCAGUGUCUGCAGGGUGUGGUUCAGGAGAUCUGGAGAGCUCGAGCUCUCUAAAAUACCCAUCAAUUUUGUUGCACCUCCGGCAGCAAAGAUUUUCUCGGCGCCGGCCACCUCGCGACUGAGGAUAGCAAGAUUCUUGGCAGCCUUGACCUGUUUCUCCAGUGGCGUGGCUGGCGUGGAGAGAGCUGCCAACAUUUCUUGGACCAUUCUGUCAGUCGACUGCAUUGACUCUGCCUGCUUCUUUAGCUCCACGGUCAGUCUUCGAGCCAUCUGAACUGCCUCUUUUUUCUUGGGGUCGAUUCUCAGGAGAACCUGGACUUGUCGAAAUGCCUCCACCAUCUUCCCCGUCUUCUCGAGUGCCUGUGAGUGGCGGUAGAGUGUCUUGAUGUCGCUGGGAGAGAUCUGCAGGGCAGCGGCACAGUCGGACACUGCCUUGUCGUAGGCGUGGAGGUUGAUCCAGCACUGAGCACGGUUCUUGAGGAACACUGCUGCCUGGGGGUGAGGUGGGGGACAGAGGGAGAGGGCUCGACUGUAGCACUUUGUGGCCUCGGUGUAGUUCUGUUGCUUGAAGUGGUCGUUUCCUUCGUUCUUGGCGGCCACGGCUCCGUCUAGGUCCGUGGAAGACAUCCCGCAAGAACACCGCCGCAACGCAAAAUGAGGAGCUUUCCGUCUAAAACACUAGUUUGCAGGCUUUACGGUCGACCGCACCUUACGUGAAGAUGUAGUAGAGUGGAGGGAGUGAUGAAGCAAAGCCACAGUGGCGUAGGCUGUGUAAGUGGGGCGAAACCUUGAUCUUUCCGCG
This is a messenger RNA of Geodia barretti, 3877 nucleotides long. NCBI's taxonomy places the organism in Eukaryota, Metazoa, Porifera, Demospongiae, Tetractinellida, Geodiidae. The record is from the annotation of a GenBank genome assembly.